CUCAGACCCUUCCCUCCUUAACCAACGAAACUCUCGGCGUCCAUCUCGACUUCAAAACUUCAACAUUUCUCCCAUCAAAUUAGGGUUUCUGACAUCUAUUUCUCUCCGGUUUCUCUUCUCUCCCUCGUUGUCCGACAAAGUUGCAACCUUUUUGGGGGAAGAGAAUCCGAUGAAAUUCUGGGUCACACGUUUCUUUCUGUGUUUCCAGACAUAAUUUUACGAUUUCAAUUUCAUGGAAUGAUCACUAUAAACAGAAAGAGAUGGAAAUCAAAUUUGAUUAAAUCCGAGAUUCCAAAUAAUGGGUCGAUUUUGUUUUAACUUUCUGAGGGAGGAGAAGGAAGAAAACGAUGGAGGCUUCUGGUUUCUCUGAUUGAAACGCGAUACUUUGAGGGGCCUGGAAUUGCAGGGAGAAGUGGGGUGUAACGGAGGAAGGUAUGGAAGAAUUUUUUGUAAUCGAUGAACCAGUUGAGUUCGGAGAAAUCAAUGAGGAUUUGGAGUUUGACGCGCCUCAGUUCUAUGAUUUCACUCGGCCGGAAACGGAUUGGGAAGCUGCAGAGGCACAACUCUGGUUCAUGUCUGCCGGAAGUAAUCCGCCUUCACCAUUUGCAUUAAAGUUAAAGCAGAGAACUGUUAUUGCUGGGGAAUCUGCACGCCCUUCUUCUAGAGACGACGGGGACUGUGAAAGUAUGACUACUUCUAGUAGUAACGGUUCAGAGAUCAGCCAUGAAUCUGAAGUUUCUGCACUUGAUUAUGGUGAAAGUGCAGGCAGUCACAUGGAUGAAGAUAAUACUAAGGCUAAAACCAAGUCACAGGUCAAGCCAUGUAUGUCAAGGAAUUCAACUUUGAUGAAACCCACAGCAAGUCACUUGGCCAAGCAAAAUCAAUCUCCUGAAGUACAUUCCAGACAACAACUGAGAAGGUUUAAGAAGUUGUUAGUCAUGUUUGAUGACAAGAGUUCAAAGAGUUCUGUAAUUGACGGCCAUGCUCCUAAAAGACAAAAGUUGGAAGCUGGUUACUUGAGAAAGGUUACUCAUAUGAAGCAUCGAGUUAGUUUUGUACAUAAGACACCAAAAAAGGUUGGGUCCUAUGAGAGUAGACAUAGAGUUACAGUUCCUAGAGAACCAGAACUAGAAACCGCACGAAGGGCGCAGCAACGUAGUUCUAAAGUUAAGGAAGAAUCAAAUGGAGAUCCAAAACCAAAUGGUCGAGUCUUUAAAGCACAGCCCUUAAACAGAAAAAUUCUUGAGGCUCCUUUAUCACUCCUUCCCAAGAGGUGCCAGCCACCACUGCCACGGUUUCAGGAGUUUCACUUGAGGACAUCAGAGAGAGCCAAGCAACAUGUCUUGAAUAAAACAACAAAACUACCUAACUAUGUUUCUACUUCACGAAAUGAAGCCAAAGACUGUAAAAGAUUAUACUCUUGCAAUGCUUUGAAGGGGAGAGAUGAUGGUGGUCAUGAAGCUUGUCCUCUUAGUAAGAAGAAACUUUCAGGUAAAGGAGAAAAUGAUGUCUUCCAGAAUGUCCCCAUGGGGCCCAAGUCACCAGCAGAGAUGAGGCAUCCAGAUGAGCCACCGACAGAGUUAUUUAACAAGCUUUCCCUGUCAUCUGAUGUCCAACCUGACAUGAAAAUACAAUCAAGAAAGGCUGUCACGAAAAAGGGAUCAAAGGAGAAUGCACCAGUUUUAGUCCUACAACAUGAGAUUGUGAUUCUGGAAAAAGAGAAUUUACAGAGGAUUGGUGGGAUGCAACAUCGAUGUAGGAAUGAAAGCACUAAAGAAAUUCGACCAAGACUAAAUAUUAACAGGUCACAUUCUUCAAUUCUACAAUGUAAUGGUGCUACAAUGUAAUGUAAUGCUGCUGUGUGAAUAUUCAGGGAUUUGGACCUUUAAGCAUGAAGAGAUGAUAUUUCUACAUUUAUAUGACAGGUGACCCUUUAAUUAAGAUUAAGAUGAGGAAUUUAAGUACAUCAAAAAAGAGACGAGGAAUCUACCAGGGACGUUAUUUUCAAUCCGCUGGUAGCACAAAGAGGCUGCAAAAUGAUGGACGCUAUUUAGAAGACGAUUAAUGUUAUCAUACAGCACCUGUGGAGCAUGGAAAUGUGGAAUGGAAUAGGGCUGAAAAUCUUCAGUACAAAAUAUGGAACCAUGCUUCAGGAAAAAUUUUGGUGAGAGGAUAUGUAAUGCGUAUGGACACUUUUAAUGGCGGAUUGCCUCUUCUUGAUGGGAAAGUUUUGGUUAACAGCAACGUACAGUAUGUCUUCAAGAUUUUUAGUUCUGUUGAAUUUGAACCUUAAAAUAACUCGUACUAAGAAGAAUAAUGGCAGAAAACCUUA
This is a messenger RNA of Rubroshorea leprosula, 2332 nucleotides long. The record is from the annotation of a GenBank genome assembly. NCBI's taxonomy places the organism in Eukaryota, Viridiplantae, Streptophyta, Magnoliopsida, Malvales, Dipterocarpaceae.